ACAUUUGUCAAAACCAUGUGAAAUUUACGUUGAAUGUUGAUGUACUAAGUAACCUCAAAUUAAUAGUUAUUUAUCAUAAUUCUGUUGUUUAAUUAACAGUUAAUAAUAAUGGCUAAAGUUAAGAAUAAGAGGAAUGCAGGUUUAGCGGAUAAAGUGCAUCAGAAGCGAAAUGCAGACGCAAAUAAAAAGAAGUUGAACCCUUUCGAAGUUCAUAUAAAUAGGGAGAAACUUAAAGUUUUAGGAAAGAAAUCUAAGCAUGAUCGAGGUUUACCAGGUGUAUCUCGUGCCAAGGCCAUACAAAAGAGAAAGGAGACUUUAGGAACAGAAAUGAAGAUAAUGCAUAAAACCAAUGCUUUCAUAGACCGUCGUAUUGGUGAAAGAAACAGUCAGCUCUCAGCGGAAGAACGCAUGAUAGCUAGAUUUGCUGCAGAGAGAUCUAAGCAACAUAGUAAAAAGAGUAUUUAUAACUUGGCCGACGAUGAGAUAUUGACGCACAGAGGCCAGACAUUAGAACAGAUUGAAAAGUUCGAUGAUCCAAGAUCAUCUGAUGAUGAAGAUGAAGAAAAAAAGUUCGGAGGUUUAGACGAUGAGUUUGUAUCAGAAGGACAUUUUGGUGGUGGUGUGCUAUCAAAAUCGGAAUCGAAAGACGGUGCGAAGUCGCAUAAAGAUCUGAUAGAACAAUUAAUUGCGGACUCAAAGAAGAGGAAAGCGGAGAAGCAGAAGGAGAAGGAACAGACUUUAGAUUUAACAGAGAAAUUGGAUAGCGAAUGGAAAGAUUUACAACCUGUUGUUUUUAAGCAGCAUAAAGAAGAAUCCAUUAUAGACAAACUGUUGAAUAAAGAAGAUAAAGGCUUGGACUAUGAUAAGACUAUGAGGGAACUGAGAUUCGAGAAGAGAGGGACGCCAUCAGAUGCUCUUAAGAGCAAGGAAAAAUUGGAGGAAGAGGAAAAGAAGAAAAUUGAAGAAUUAGAGAAGCAAAGACAAGAGAGAAUGUUAUCACAAGAAGAGAAGGCGCCAAAGAGAACACAGACUAUGAAACACAGGUCCGCAGACGAUUUGGACGAUAACUUCGAUCUAGACGACAACAAGGAAUUCAUGUUGGCUUAUGAUAAGGACGGGAAACCAUUAGUACCUGAAAAUGUACUGAACGAUUUCUCAGUACCGAAUGCUAGGAAGAAAUUCGAUGACGGUAUAUCGGACACGUCUGAUGAGGAUGAUGAUGAGAAUGAUGAGAACAAUGACACUGAUGAUGGAAAUGAUGAAGAUAAUGAAAUAGAGCAUGAUGAAGCAAAGGAAGGUCAAAGUCUGAAAAGACCAGCGUCUCCAGAAUCCAUUGAUAGUGAAAGCAAUGAAGAUAGUAAGAAACAGAAACUUGAUGAUGAGGUUUUGCCUAAAAAGAUAACCCGCGUUGAUAAUAACUCUCAUAACGACGAUAUAGAAAGUUCAAAUGACGAGAGGACUCAGGGACUAUUGAACGAAAACAAUAUGUCUGAAUCAAAUGACUUAGAAUGUGAUACUUCUAGUGACGAUGAACCGGGUAUUGUUAGAGACAAGAAAAUAAGUAACGCUGAGAGUGAAAGUGGAAAACUAAGUGACGGUACGUUGAAAGUGGAUUCCGAUGAUGAUGAUGAUGAUGAUGAUGAUGGUGAUGAUGAUGAUGAUGAUGACGAAGAAAGUAUGCAGAACGACAAGAACAGCAAGCUUGAUUUAGAUGAUCUGAAAGAGACAGAUGAAUCGGAGGAAGAGAGCGAGGAAAACAAAGAGAAAAUGGGUUCCUUCUUUGAUCUCAAAUCGGCAGUGGGUGAUAAUUUGAAGGAACUAUUGCGUGGGAAGACACCGUCCCAACAGUCCUCGGCCAUACAGAAGUUAAUAAAGAGCUAUGAUCCCAGCUUAUCACAAAACAAUAAAGAGCUGCUGAGCACAUUAUUCGCUCACCUCCUGCAGUAUAUACACGAUCUGUUCACCGACCUCUCCGAAGAGAGCGACGUUAUAAAGUCUUUUCUGAUCUUCGACAAAAUAGUCCCUUAUCUCUACGAUUUAGUUCAUUUAAAUAAAGUUUCAACAAAAAAAUUUUUGGUCGAAUUACUUAAAGAAAAACAUGACAAUUUUAAACUUUCCCCCAAAAAAGUACCUGAUUUGAAUACGCUAAUAUUUUUCAAAUUAGUAUCUAUUCUGUAUCCGACAUCCGACUUCCGGCAUCCCGUUACGACGCCAUCUUUGAUUUUCAUGACCGAAAUAUUAACUUUAUCGCGUUUCAGAGACUCGAUUUCAGUGUCUAGGGGUUUGUUUAUAGUUUCGUUAAUUCUAGAAUAUACUUGUUUAUCAAAGCGGUACGUUCCGUCGGCGUUAAAUUUCUUAAGAGGCUUAAUUUAUUUGAGCGCGAACACGUCUAUUCUGAAUCCAGUGCAAGUCGUUCCGCCAUUCCGUUUGAAUAGAGAUGUCAAGAUUUUGAAAUUGGAACGCGACUGUUCCAAAAUGGCUGUAGACAACAAAAUGGCCGCCAGGGACUUAAUAGCCAGUGAGGUAGACGAUAGUUUCAGAAUACGCUGUCUAUCGACAGCGGCUAUGAUGCUGAAGGAAUUCUUUGAUAAUUAUAACGACAUAGAAGCUCAAGAGGCGAUAUUCGAACAACACAUCCAGAUACUGGGUCGAGUGGAUUUAGAACUAUAUCCGGAUAGAGUGUCGCAUAAGGUUACGGAGAUAGUGCGGUACAUGAAGCAAUGCCUGGAAGUGAAGACCUACACACACAUGGCCAGAGAGAAGGUCCGGCCCAAGGCUCUCAGGCUCUAUGAACCUGAUAUACAGGCUGUCUUCACAGGUAGCAAGAGUUCUAAAAUGUCGAAGGAGGGCGCUGAACGAGCUAGACUACAAGGCAAAUACAAGAAGGAGAUGAAGGGAGCUCUCAGAGAGAUAAGAAGAGAUAAGGCUUACAUAGCCUCCGUCAAGAUCCGUCAGAAAAUACAAAGUGACAACAUCCGCAAAGAGAAAGUGAAGCAAAUCUACAAGGACGCGUCCAUACAGCAAGGGGAGCUGAAUAAAUUAAAACGAAUGAAAUAAUACGUUUAUUAAAUAAUUAACAUGUCAUAGAAAAUAUUUUAAUUACACACAAAAUAUAAUUGACACAAAUAAGGUCUUUAUUCAUAGUAAAAUGUUUAACAAAAAUAUUAUAUUAUCAUAUAGUCA
Molecule: messenger RNA, 3183 nt
Organism: Danaus plexippus (monarch butterfly)
Lineage: Eukaryota; Metazoa; Arthropoda; Insecta; Lepidoptera; Nymphalidae
Product: nucleolar protein 14 homolog
Exons: 10
Coding region: 109-3057 (982 amino acids)
Biological process (GO): maturation of SSU-rRNA
Cellular component (GO): Noc4p-Nop14p complex; small-subunit processome; nucleolus
Source: RefSeq, a predicted model, not a curated record